Messenger RNA from Anguilla rostrata (American eel), 824 nucleotides. RefSeq names its product barrier-to-autointegration factor-like. Bases 286 to 558 code for a protein of 90 amino acids. Lineage: Eukaryota; Metazoa; Chordata; Actinopteri; Anguilliformes; Anguillidae. The transcript is spliced from 3 exons. Gene Ontology annotation, molecular function: DNA binding. The record is from RefSeq and is a predicted model, not a curated record.
UGGGGUGGCCAAUCCGAUUCCAGGGGUGGCCUGUGCUACCCCAGGCCACUCCCUGGACACGCCCCUGGCAGGAGCAAAAUAAAAGUGUUACGCGCACGGAUUAACUUCCAGAGGGACAUUGCGAACUGCUGCGUGCUGACGUUUACUGAAACCUGACUAUACCCUACGGUGCCUGACUCGGCUACUACCCCGGCUGGUUUUUCCAUCUAUCGGCAGGACAGAACUACGGAGUCAGUGGGUCCCAGAGGCGCAACCAGGUAGCAAACCAAACAGAGACAGAAAGCCAUGUCGUCAACAUCCAAAAGGCACGAGACGUUUCUCACUGGGCCCAUGGGGGAGAAGCCAGUGAUGGCAUUGCCUGGAAUUAGCACGGUGUCUGCAGCCAAACUAGAGGAAAAGGGCUUUAAGAAGGCAAACCAUAUCCUGGGACAGUUCCUAGUGUUGGAUAAGGAUGAGAGACGGUUCAAGGAAUGGCUACAUGAUGCGUGUGGUGCAAACGUCAAGCAGCAGGAAGAUUGCUAUCGCUGCCUGCAAGAAUGGUGCAACUCCUUUCUGUAGUGCUGUCUUCGCAAAUAUGCUAUCAGCGCUGUGUCUUUGGUUUUACAGAAUCCAACAAGCGUCCUCACGGUUCUCUCUUUCUCUUGUGUUCACAUGUCUGUUUACAGUUUACAUGCCAACCAACUCACAGCCAUCUUGCACGAUCUGUGUACACAAUGUACAUUUCAAAACUGUGAACUGGUUUAAGUCAGAAAUUUGACUUGCAUGCUAAUCUAUAAGCGCAAGUGAAUUGAAAAUGGUUUUGGCAGUUGUAGUCUCAGUUUCUU